GGCUUUUGUUCUUGGAAAGUGAAACCUACGUAUAGAGAUUGGCAUUUCUAUUCAUAUCCAUCACUAGGGAGAUCCAUAUUCAUGCAUUCUUCGCCCAUCAUGGUAUCGCACUCUCCGGAAGCGAUAGAGGUGGGCGACGAGCUCAUCGGAGGGGGCUCCGGGGGGGAGGUGGCGGAGGCGCCCCUCGCGGCCUCCACGCCCGGCCCCUCCCCGACGGAGCAAAUCGUCUUCCAUCGCACGGGCGAUCCGCCUAGCGUGGAGAAUCUUCCUCGAAUGACCUCCCACAACGAUCUGAUCUCGGGGCAUCCAAGAGAACGUGGAAGUAACGCGAACGGCCUCGCGAUCGGGCAGGUGAUGCGCGCCGUAACGAGUGCGUUGCCUGAAGGCAUGCAUCUUUCGCGAGAGGCGCGGGUGGCGUUUCAAAAGGUCGCCACCACGGCGCUGCUUUACAUCGCCUGCCUCGCGGAUGACGCGCGAUCCUCCCGGACGAAGGGGAAGAAGCGGAAGACGCUCACUGUGCAGGAUGUUCGAGACGCCUUGGAGGCCGCCGGGCUCGCACACCUCAUUCCCCUUAUGCACACCACUGUUAAGCGAAAUCGCGAAUAAGUCGGAUUUUCAGACUCUCCAGCCACCCUCUUCACCUCAAGGAGGGAAUAUCAGGUAAUUAUAUAGGAAAAUGUCUGUGUGUGGGGGAGGAGGCACGAGCACAACGUGGUUUCCUGUGUAUGUGUUAGAUGUGUGAUCCAUAGAUUAUUGAGCCGCAUAGAUAGGGGUGUUUAAAUAGGUCCAAUGCUUUGGCGGAGGGAAAAA
Phytomonas sp. EM1 is the source of this 810-nucleotide messenger RNA. Lineage: Eukaryota; Euglenozoa; Kinetoplastea; Trypanosomatida; Trypanosomatidae. The record is from the annotation of a GenBank genome assembly.